Messenger RNA from Pleuronectes platessa (European plaice), 1622 nucleotides. Its product is annotated as T-cell ecto-ADP-ribosyltransferase 1. Lineage: Eukaryota; Metazoa; Chordata; Actinopteri; Pleuronectiformes; Pleuronectidae. Bases 69 to 932 code for a protein of 287 amino acids. Gene Ontology annotation, molecular function: NAD+-protein-arginine ADP-ribosyltransferase activity; NAD+ poly-ADP-ribosyltransferase activity. The transcript is spliced from 3 exons. The record is from RefSeq and is a predicted model, not a curated record.
GGCUGGUUACCUGAGGGGCUCACUUGGUGCUCAAUAUCCUGCAGACUGAAAUACUUUUUCCGACCACAAUGAUGAAGGGUAACAUGCUGAUAUUUGCGUCACUGUGUUGGCUGCUUUGCUGGAACCAUGUAGACUCCAUGACGAUCCAUUUCAAGUCUUUAUCGAUGGAGGUCAACCAGCGCCGUGACAACAUCAUUCUAAAGGAGGUUGACCAAAGCAGUAACAUCCCAUUGAACCUGGUUGAAGAGUCGGUUGAUGACAUGUACUUUGGCUGCAAUGAACAAAUGAUGACAAUGGUCAAGAAAAAAUAUGAUGAUGAAAAGAACGUCAACAAAAUAUUUGAAAAUGCCUGGAAUAAGGCAGAAAAGUGUGCAGAAGAGAGAAUGGCCCAUCUGGAGGAUAAGGGUCUAACCAAACAUCACCUGCGUGCCAUCUGUGUUUACACAUAUGAUUCGAUUUACUCAGUGUUCAAUAAGGCUGUCCUCACCGAAAGGAACAACUAUGGAUCCUCUUUCCAGUUCCAUUAUUUACAUUUCAUGCUGACAUCUGCUGUACAGAUUCUGAAUAACAACAACCAGUGCCACACUACUUAUAGACGAAACUCAGUAAUAUUUACUGGUCAAGUCAACCAAAGAAUUAGAUUUGGGUCCUUUGCCUCUAGCUCCUACCAUAAAACCCUGGAAUGGUUUGGCACUGAAACCUGCUUCAAAAUCAAGACCUGUUCAGGUGCUUUUUUGAAAGAUUAUACAUAUUAUAAGUCUGAAGAUGAAUUAGAGGUGCUCAUCCCUCCUUAUGAGGUGUUCAACAUAACUGAGAUAGUUAAAGGUAAUGAUAAAAUACGAAAUAUGGGUCUAACGUCAUGCAAGGUUGUGUACGUCUUGGAGAGCGCAGGGUUUGAGAGCAAUCUGAACUGCAAACUGGUGAGUGAAUAAAAGUCCAGUAGUCGCUGGGUUCUCAAAUUUUUGAUUGAGAAAUGAAACUGUUUUUCAUGCUCUCAAUAUAUUCAGAUAUUACACUGUGCAGCUUUGCCCUAAUAUUGCCCCUUUGUAUUUUAGACAGUCAUUGAUACCUUUAAAACCGCUCUGUGAAAGUACUUCUUAUUUUCUCACCUGGACGGAUGAAAAGAAUAUCAACAUGUUCCAGAUCAUCUUUUGUGACCGUAAAGGAGGAAGUAGAAAGAAAAAGGGAAAUGAAUGUUUGAAUGUUUAAACCAUUGCUUAGCUUCAUGAUUUCUUUCUUAACUUUGAAAAGCUUUGUUUUUCUGCUUUCUGAAAGCACACAUCAAUAAAAGUUUCUUAACAUCCUUGAAUUAUCCUUGGACUUGGACCUCUUAAGACCUGUUUGACCUCAAAAACAAAUAUAGAGUUAAUCGUGAGAAACUAAAACACAUGCUGGGAACUGGGUGUCUCAUCAGAACCAUUGCACUACAAACAAGAGGUGCACGUAGUCAGCAUCCUUCAGAUUGAUGAGUGAAACCUUUGAGAACAGAGAAAGAGUUCAAUCAUUUCAGGUAUUUUAACAUAUCUGUAUUACUGAUAUGAUGCAGUUGAUUGUUGUUGACUUGUUUUGUGUCUGUCAGUAAUUUUACAGACUUUUUCUGACCACAAUGAGCUGCUUUGCUG